AUGACAUCUUGCAGAGAGCAAGACUUGCUGUAAUUCACUUCUGUCUGUUGAGUUCUUUUAACACCAUGUGUACGUCAAUGUCAACGUUAUGCUAAUACGAUAUGGUCUUUAUAUCGAUCUAUCCACGCCUAUGCUUAGCGCCACAACACCACAGACGUAAAAAACAUAGCUCUUACUAUCGGUACUAAAUUUCCCAUUUUCAGUAAUUUCCUUCAAACGCAAACAAAGUAUUUAUAAUUAAAUUCACGUCAGUGUCUGUUUUCAUGUUGUAAAGCCAUCGCAGCACGUGAUCACAGCUGCACCGUGACGUAUUAGAAUCUUAGCCAAUCAGAUGGCCCAUGUAGCACAUCGAGGUUUAACUUUUCUGUAACAUUGCGCAUGCGCAGUUCAUUUUGAAAAUGGCGGCCCUACAAGGCGGUAUGGCCGACGCUGUGGAAAUAAAGGACAUUAAAACAGAAACACCCGUUGAUGCCGUCGUCAAUAACAAUACGAAUGACGGCAGGGUACUUUCUGCGUCCCCCGGGUCCGGUGGUUCGGUAGGAAAUAACAAACCCGCGACAGGAGCUCUGGAGGAAAAGCAGACAUUGCUGGCAAUUCUGCAAUUCCUUAAAAAGAACCAGCUAUCCGAGUCUGUCGACAUUUUGCGUCGUGAAGCUGGAUUACCCCAGGAGUUGUUCGAUUUGAAGGAGGGUGAUGGGUCCUCAGGUUCUGGAGGUGCAACUGUGACUGUGGAAGGAGGAGGUCUGGAUACCAACUCUCUACUCAGCCGAGUGACAUCCUCCUCUGGAGCCCAGGCGCCAGUUAAAGCGCCACCUGCAGAGGACCAGCCAGAUGUUAGCGUGGUUUUGUCUGCUUACAGUCAGCAGGGAGACCCAGCUCUCUACGAGGUUUAUUACAGCGGAUUGAAAAAGUUUAUAGAAACGGUUUUGGACUGUCAUAGAGCAGAGCUGUCCCAGGUUUUUUACCCACUGUUUGUGCACAUGUACCUAGAGCUGGUAUACAACAACCAUGAGAAUGUGGCCAAGGCAUUCUUUGAAAAGUUCAGCGGGGAUCAAGAGUGUUAUUAUAGAGAAGACCUUCAAGUGUUGUCAGGUUUGACAAAGAAGGAGCACUUGAGAGGCAAUGAGACUCUACUCGACUUUCGCACUAGCAAGUUUGUCCUGCGCAUCUCUCGCGACUCGUACCAAUUGCUCAAGAGGCACCUGCAGGAGCGGCAGAAUAACCAGAUCUGGAAUAUCAUCCAGGAGCAUCUCUACAUUGACAUCUUUGAUGGGAUGCCACGCAGCAAGAGCCAGAUUGAUGCAAUGUCUGGCAGUCUGGCGGGAGAGGGCAAAAGAGAGGCUAAUAAGGCAAAGGUGUAUUAUGGAUUGCUUAAAGAACCAGAAAUUGAACUACCACUUGAUGAUGAGGACGAGGAAGCAGAGAACGAAGAGGGUAAACCCAAGAAAAAGAAACCCAAAAAGGACAGCAUGGGCUCCAAGAGCAAGAAGCAGGAUCCCAAUGCACCUUCACAAACAAGGAUACCUCUUCCAGAAUUAAAGGAUUCGGAUAAACUGGACAAGAUCAUGUACAUGAAAGAAGCAACCAAGAGAAUCCGACUGGGACCAGAUAACCUCCCUUCCAUUUGUUUCUACUCUUUUCUCAAUGCAUACCAGGGUUUAACAGCUGUAGACUUCACAGAUGAUUCCAGUUUAAUUGCAGGAGGCUUUGCUGACUCCUCGGUCAGAGUGUGGAGUGUCACUCCGAAAAAGCUGCGCAAAGUCAAGUCCGCAGCAGACCUAAAUCUGAUUGAUAAAGAGUCAGAUGAUGUGCUGGAAAGGAUCAUGGAUGAAAAGACAGCCAGUGAGUCCAAACUCCUGUACGGGCACGGUGGUCCUGUGUAUGGUAUCAGCUUCAGCCCAGACAGAAACUACCUGCUGUCGAGUUCUGAAGAUGGAACAGUAAGGCUGUGGAGUCUCCAAACCUUCACUUGUUUGGUGGGCUACAAAGGCCACAACUACCCUGUGUGGGACACCCAGUUUUCUCCCCAUGGGUACUAUUUUGUCUCCGGGGGACAUGACAGAGUUGCCCGUCUUUGGGUUACAGACCAUUAUCAGCCUCUGCGGAUGUUCGCUGGUCACCUGGCUGACAUCACUUGCACCCGCUUCCACCCCAACUCUAAUUAUGUGGCCACAGGGUCAUCUGAUCGUACAAUCCGUUUGUGGGAUGUCCUGAAUGGGAAUUGUGUUCGCAUUUUCACUGGUCACAAGGGUCCGAUCCAUGCUUUGUCAUUCUCUCCCAACGGGAAGUUUUUGGCUUCGGGGGCCACAGAUGCCAGAGUUCUUCUUUGGGACAUUGGUCACGGACUCAUGAUUGGAGAGCUCAAAGGCCAUACAGAUACCAUCUACUCUCUCAAGUUCAGCAGGGAUGGUGAAAUUCUUGCCUCUGGCUCCAUGGAUAACACAGUUCGCCUGUGGGAUGCUGUGAAAGCAUUUGAUGAUUUGGAGACUGAUGACUUUACUGCAACUACAGGACAUGUUCAUUUACAAGAUAACUCGCAGGAGCUUCUGCUUGGCUGCUACACAACUAAAUCCUCACCUGUUCUGCAUCUUCACUUCACCCGCAGAAAUCUGCUGUUGGCAGCAGGGGGCUACAAUCCGUGAGAUUUUCUCGUGAAUUAAGCUUGAAAUUAUUUUUUUUCCACAAGUAACUGAUAUUUUUGGAAUGUGUGAACGUCUAAUAAUGAUUUAUUUAAUGCUUGUCAACUCGUAUUACACUUGUGAUGUGAGAUCAUAAUUUAAAUUGUCAGAAUAUGGUGCCAUUCUAACUAAUAAUCAUGUUCGAAAUAUUUACAAGUGUACAGUGCCGUGAAAAAGUAUUUGAUUUCUGUUUUUUGGGGGGGCAUAGUUAUCACACAGAACAGUUUCAAAUCAUCAAACCACUUUCAAUAUUAAACAACCCAAGGAAACGCAAAAUACAGAUUUCAAAUGAUAAUUCUAUUUAUUAAAGCACAAAAAAAAAAAAAAAUCAAAACCUCUCUGUGUACCACAAAAUCCUGACUGAGAACGUCUGACCAUCAGUUCAUGCUCUCAAACUCAAGCAAUCUUCGAUCAUGCACCAGGACAACAAUCCGAAACAUAAAAGCAAGUCCACCUCUAAAUGGCUAAAAUAAAUAAAUAAAUGAAAAUUAAGAUUUUGGUCAAGACAGAGUCCAGAUUUAAAUCCAAUGAAAUCUAAUUCCAAUUAACUUCUUUUGAAACUGCAUUUUGUAUUUCUUUGGGUUGUCUCUAAGUGAUAUUCAAAUUGGUUUGAUGAUUUGAAAUCUUUGUGUGAUCGAUAUGCAAAAAAAUAAAUAAAAAUCAGUAAGGGGCAAAUACUGCUUCAUGGCAUUGUAGCUCUACAUCUGGCUGCCACCUUUUUAUUAUAGUCAUUUUAUAGUUGAACAUGUAAAUAAAACAAUUUUUUUAAA
This is a messenger RNA of Syngnathoides biaculeatus (alligator pipefish), 3448 nucleotides long. RefSeq names its product TAF5 RNA polymerase II, TATA box binding protein (TBP)-associated factor (gene taf5). Gene Ontology annotation, biological process: transcription initiation at RNA polymerase II promoter. Gene Ontology annotation, cellular component: transcription factor TFIID complex. The coding region runs from base 399 to 2642 and encodes 747 amino acids. Gene Ontology annotation, molecular function: protein binding; RNA polymerase II general transcription initiation factor activity. The transcript is spliced from 11 exons. Lineage: Eukaryota; Metazoa; Chordata; Actinopteri; Syngnathiformes; Syngnathidae. The record is from RefSeq and is a predicted model, not a curated record.